AUGGAUAUAACUAGUUUCUCUCAACAGGAAGGAGAGACAUUGUACGAAAUUUGGGAGCGCUAUCGGGAAUUACAACGAAGAUGUCCUUAUCAUGGUUUACCAGAUUGGCUAGUGGUCCAAACAUUUUACAAUGGUUUCACCUAUCGAACAAAGACGCAUGUAGAUGCGGCAGUACGAGGAGCAUUGAUGGGAAAGACAGCCGAGGAAUCUCAACAAUUGAUUGAAGAAAUGGCUGCUAAUAACUACCAAUGGGCCAACGAACAAGGUAAUACAAGGAGAACCGCAGGUAUGCUUGAAGUAGAUAUCUUGAAUAUGUUAAGUGCAAAGAUGGAUAAUGUGGUUAAAAUGUUUAAUAGGCAUGUUGGUUCUAACUCUAAUCAAGGAGUAAUUAUUGCAUGUUGUACUGCUUGCGGCGGAGAUCAUGAUGAUUCUAUGUAUUCUAGCAGCGAACAAAUUCAAUAUCUCAACAAUUACAACCGUCCACCUCAAAAUAAUCCAUACUCUAAUACCUACAAUUCAGGAUGGCAUAAUCACCCGAAUUUUGGAUGGAAAGAUCAAGGGAACCAACAAAGACCAAUUAAUCCACCGAAUUUUCAACCAAAACAACCACUUCCGGAGUCCAAACCAGCUUGGAAAAUGGCAAUUGAAAAGUUGGCAAAUGUAUCAAAUGAUAAAAUUGAAAAGUUAGCCAGUGCCACUACUCAACGGUUUGAAAGAAUUGAAGGAAGGAUGGACCAACCCACUAAUAUGUAUCGAAAUGUCGAAAUCCAAUUGGGGCAAAUAGCUAAUGCGGUCAACAAUCGCAACCAAGGGGACUUAUCUAACAAGACUGAGGUGAAUCCAAGGGAACAUGUGAAGGCCAUAACCCCCCAUAGUGGUAAGGAAGUGGGGGAGAAACUUGUAGUUGAAAGUGAAAAAGAAUUUGAAAGAAUAGAAAAUAAGCAGUUGAGUGAAUUAGGAGAAGAUGGCAAGAAAAUCAAAGGGAAAGAAAUUAAACCACAAAUUGGAGAUACAACACCAAUUCCUCCACCGUUGUCAUUUCCACAAAGAUUAAAGUUUUCGAAAAAUGACAAAGAAUUUGAGAAGUCUAUUAGACAUCCAAUGGGCAUAUUGGAGAAUGUGCUUAUUAAAGUACAGAAAUUCAUUAUUCCUGUUGAUUUUGUUGUUUUAGAUAUGGAGGAAGAUGUCAAUGUACAUAUUAUACUUGGUAGACCAUUUCUGGCCACUGCAGGUACAAUAAUAGAUGUUAAAUGUGGUAAGUUCAAAUUUCAAAUUCGUGAAGAGGAAGUGGAGUUUGAUUUGAGUAAAGUGGAGAAGUAUCCCUCUUUUACCGACCAUGUUUAUUCUGUUGACAUAUGUGAUGAAUUGGCAUUAUAG
This is a messenger RNA of Coffea eugenioides, 1377 nucleotides long. RefSeq lists its product as uncharacterized. The transcript is spliced from 2 exons. The record is from RefSeq and is a predicted model, not a curated record. The coding region runs from base 1 to 1377 and encodes 458 amino acids. NCBI's taxonomy places the organism in Eukaryota, Viridiplantae, Streptophyta, Magnoliopsida, Gentianales, Rubiaceae.